Molecule: messenger RNA, 1576 nt
Organism: Triticum aestivum (bread wheat)
Lineage: Eukaryota; Viridiplantae; Streptophyta; Magnoliopsida; Poales; Poaceae
Exons: 2
Coding region: 333-1313 (326 amino acids)
Source: RefSeq, a predicted model, not a curated record
GCUAGCAGCAGUUACCGAUCCAGUAGGUUUACGUAGUAGGCUCGUUUGCUAAUAUAAAUUCCUAUGCACCCCGUGUCCGUGUGUGUAAUCUACUAGUCCUAGAUCAGAUCAAAGCAAUAUAUAUAUAGAAUCAACAGGUCCUGCAGCCAUCAAAUUAAAUCGCACGCGCGUGUGCUUCUCGCCUCGCCGGAUUGCCUCCUGCUCCUGCGUACGUAUACGCAUCAAGGCCGGCCGGCCGGCGGCUCUACGUAUAUACUGCUUCGUGUGUUCUUCGUCGGAAAGUAUCGCCAGCAGCUUCGCCCUCAAUCCUCACUCCUCCAAUCGCGGUGCAUAUGGCGGCGCAAGAGAAUACCCAAUUUUCCAGCCGCGAUGGAAGCCAAGAUCAGCUUGUUGUCAUCUCCGACACUCUUAAGCUGCUGCACCCUGUCGCCACUACUUUUGCAGUACUGGCAGCUUAUGCACUGUUGCUUAUGAUCAGUACAAACUACAUCCAAAUAGCUGCGAUCCCGGCUAUCAUACUUGCUUUCAUUGGUGCUUUGUGGGGCAAUUUCUGGGUCAAGGGAAGACUUCAGCAUAGAAACAACAAUGGAACUGCUGCUAAUCCAGCUUGGAGGAUGCUGCUACCCACGGUACUACUGUCGUAUUGUUUGCAGCUAAUCCAGCUUGCCUGUGCACAAGCGACCAACGGACAACAAAGUGACAAUUUCCUUCUCUCUCACUCCCUCCUCUUCUUUAGUUCCGCGCUUGGUGCACUGGCCGUGAUGAUUUCUGCGCUGCCCAUCAGAGCCAAUCAAUGUGUGGCGCAGGGGCAGCAACUGAUUCACAGGACCUUCAUUGUGGUUUUUAUGAUAGCAGUGCACAUCAUGGCUACAGAACAGAUGGUGGAGGGCAUGUUACUGGUUUGCAUGCCGGAGUUUAUUGCAUCACUUGUGUGGUUCACUGUUAAUUUUGAUCACGCCAGAUGUAUGGCGUACAUCGACAAGGUAACAUCACGCAAAUCAACAGUCAGCUUUCUCACUGCAGCAGUGGCUCUGUUAGCGUUCAUGUUUGCAUAUGAGAACGAGAUGGUACUUGCUAAUUACUGGCACAGAAGAAUCCUGUACUCCUGUACCUUGUCAGGGCUUCUAUCCUGCUUGUGCGUGUGUAUGAUCCUGCAGUGGCGGCCGGAUAUCUCUGCUAAUGUGUCCCUUGACUGGCCGAGCGAUAGUGCGAUCAUUUCCAUAAGGAUCCUCGAAUUCUCGGCACUGAUUUGCUUUGCUAUGUCAGCUGUGCUUCUCUUCAUUGGGUUCCUCUUGAAUUACUCAAUUCUGUAGACCUAAGUUUGCUAUGUAAGCAUGCAUGGCUACCUUGUAUGGCGGCCUCGGGACAAAGAUCGUCCAUAACUCUAGUGUUUUGUAAGCAUGCAUGGCUACCUUGUAUGGCGGCCUCGUGACAAAGAUGGACCAUAACUGUAGUGUUUUGCACUGUAUCUUCUAAUAUUUUUAUAACUACUAUUGUAGUGUGGUUACUGAUCUGGAUUGCUGAUUGUAGAGAGGCUACCUUUGAAUUUCAUUACCAGAAGGGAAUGCAAACAUUU